Messenger RNA from Pungitius pungitius (ninespine stickleback), 868 nucleotides. RefSeq names its product cerebellin-4-like. Lineage: Eukaryota; Metazoa; Chordata; Actinopteri; Perciformes; Gasterosteidae. The coding region runs from base 39 to 686 and encodes 215 amino acids. Gene Ontology annotation, molecular function: protein binding. The record is from RefSeq and is a predicted model, not a curated record. The transcript is spliced from 3 exons.
GCAUCGUGGUUAGAACUGAGAAACAAAGAGAUUGAAAGAUGAAGACCUCCGUGGCUGUGUUGACUUUCUCCCUCUUCUACCUUAGUCUGGCUGAGGAGCAUCAACGGGACCACAAUGAUCCAGAAAGCAAGAGCACACAGAUUCCAGGCAUAAUCCGUUCAUCUAACAUAACAGGGAGCAAGGAGAGCCCCAGCCAACUUUUUGCCAUUUUAAGGGAAUUAGAGUCCAAACUGAGAAACACUGAGAAACAAAUAGAGGAUCUGAGGAAAGAAGUCCAAGGAAAUCGGGUGGCGUUUGGAGCAGCAAUGGGCGAUGUUAGAAAUGUUGGACCAUUUAACGUUGACACGACACUGAUCUACAAGAAGGUCUUCUUCAACACAGGCGCAUACAAACCUGCGACAGGUAUUUUCACUGCUCCAGUCAAAGGAGUUUAUUACUUCAGCUUCACUGGCCAUAAUCUAUCAACCAGAGACAUGGGGCUGAGACUGAUGAAGAACGGAGAGCUGAUGGCUUUUGUACACAACUACCCAGCUGGAAACCGCUUCGAGACAGCAACCAAUGGAAUGACUCUACAGCUUGAAGUGGGAGACCAGGUGUACAUAAGACUCCGUCAAGGCACCUGGGUUCAUGAUAAUCCCGAUGGCCUCAGCACCUUCAAUGGUCAUUUGUUAUUCCCUUUGCAAUGAUUGUGGUUGCUAUCUAACAUGAUGAAAGAAGGCUCCACAUUUUCCACACUUAUAAAUCCAGAAUAACAAUUGCCUAUAAGUGAUCAAUCACUGUGAUGUGGGUACUUUGAUAACCGUCAAUCAAUUGAUUUUAUGUUUGCCAUUAUGUGACGUUAUUAUUAAAAUUACGUUUAAAAUCUGCA